UUAUGUUUCUUUCUGUCAAAAAAAGAUGUGUGAUUUAUUUUUAUUUAUUUUUACUAACCUCCUUCGUCAUUGCUUUGGAAAGUGAAACUAACAUUUUUUGUUAACAUUUAGCAAUUAAUUGUGAUAGUGGAAGUUGAAAUUGCAGGGCAAAACAUAACAAAAAGAAGCUGGAUUUUGUUAUCCAUCAUGUUGACUAUGAGAUCAGAUUCCGAAUUACCAGAGUGUGAGACAUAUAAUGAGGCACAUAGUGCAAAGAUACUCUACUUGAUGAAUCAACAUCGAAAAGAAAACACAAAACUUUGCGAUGUGGUUUUGCAGGUUAACAAGAAGAAAUAUCCUACCCAUCGCUCUGUAUUAGCUGCGUGUAGUCCAUACUUUUUAGCUAUGUUUAACGGUGAUAUGAAAGAAAGUGCAGAAAAAACUAUUGUUUUAAAAGAUGUCAAAGAAGAUAUUAUAGAACUCAUAAUUGACUUUGUUUAUACUGGAAAUUUAAAUGUAAAUAUUGAAAAUGUGGAAUCAAUCUUGGAACAUGCUACGCUACUGCAGUUUAGUGAAGUGAGAUUGUUGGCUUGUAACUUUUUAGAACAACAGCUUGAUCCAGAGAAUUGUGUUGGUAUCCGUAAAUUUGUGCAUUUACAUCACUGUAAAAAAUUUAUUUGCACGGUGGACAAUUUUAUGAAAAAACAUUUUUUACAGGUGUUAAAUUCGGACGAAUUUACAUCGAUACCUUUUAGCGUUUUAAAAGAAAUUCUUUUAAGUGAAAAACUGAAUGUAGAUUGUGAGGAAAGAGUGUACAAUUGCGUUUUAAAAUGGAUAAAACAUGAUCCUAUUAAACGUGAACCAAAACUUUCAGAACUCUUAGCUGCAACUAGACUUUCAUUGCUGGAAAAACAAUUUUUAAUGGAUGUUGUUGAUCAGAUGCCACUGAUUAAGAAUGAUCCGAAAUGCAGAGAUUUGCUUGAUGAAGCUAAGAAUUACCACUUACAACCAGAAAAACAUGCAAAGUUAAGAUCUCUACGAACAAUACCCCGGCAUUCUACAUGUGGGCGAUUAUAUGCCAUUGGUGGAAAGAAAGAUGUUUCAACAAUUUUAAACAAGGUUGAAGCCUACAGUUUGUUUAAUGAUAAAUGGAGUGAGGUGGCAAAUCUAAGGAAGAAUCGACAGCAGCUAAGUGUUUGUACACUAAAUAAAAAGCUUUAUGCCAUUGCUGGUUCUGAUGGUGUAAACAGACUGGAUUCUGUUGAAGUUUAUUCUCCUACAAAAAACAAGUGGAAAGAAUGCUCUUCUUUACAGACAUGUAGAUCUGGUGCAGUUGGAAGUGCACUUCGUGACGCAAUAUUUGUUGCUGGAGGAUAUGAUGGCAGAUCUUGUUUAAAUUCUGUGGAAAGGUUUGAUCCAGUUGUUCAACGUUGGGAUUUUGUGGCGUCUAUGAAUGUAGCAAGGAGCUUUCCAACCAUAUCUACCCUUGGAAACUGCCUUUAUACUAUUGGUGGAAAUGAUGGUGCAGCAUUCUUGGACACAUGCGAGUGUUUUGACCCUCUCAUGAAUAAAUGGAGGUACAUUGCACCAAUGAAAUUUCCACGUGCUGGACUGGGUUGUGCUGUACUGAAUGGAAUGCUUUAUGUGGCUGGAGGUUUUGACGGUGUUGACUGCCUAAACUUAGUUGAAAUGUAUGAGCCACGGAUGAAUAAAUGGACUGAAGUCAGUCCAAUGAAUCAGAAAAGAGAUGGUCUAUCGCUUAUUUCGUAUGGCGGUUACAUUUAUGCUAUUGGUGGAAUAGACGACUCUUGUUUUUUGAACACUGCGGAGUAUUAUGAUCCAACUACUAAUGUGUGGACAGAAACAGUUCCAAUGAUAUUGCCACGUGCUUCAGCAGGAUCCGCUGUGCUAAUUGAUGGUGUAAACAUAUAAGGAUUAUAUGUGUUAUGCUGUGUUUCUUUUUGUACAUAUUGUUUUUUUACUUUUCGUCAUUGUUAUGAUCUUUUCCAGUGAACAGUAAACAGUAAAGGCAGCUGUUUAAAUACAGUUACUAAACAAUUUUUUUUUAUUGAUCAAACCAACCUUAAAUCCCUCCACAUCCUUGCUUGCUUUAAAAUGUAAGUUUUGAUUCCCCCCUAGUAACAAACUAGAAUUUUCUAUUAAACAGUUCAGUGACCUGUAGACCAAAUGUUUUUGAUGCUUGUGUUUUGCAGAUAUGCACACGUUUAGAUUUGUCUCUGAUAACAAGUGUACAUAUUCUAUGUCAAGAACUAUGUGAUACUACUUUUGAUUAUUUAUAGUUUUUUUUUAUUUAUUUUUAAUGGACACAUUUUUUGUCAAAUAUCUGUAUUAUGAUGUGUAUAAAUCUUAAAGUUGUUUUUUGUGAAGGUUUUAUUUUCUUCUAAAUGGUGGUAUAUAUUUUUAUAAGCAAAAACAAAUUUCAUGUUGUUCUUAUUAUUGUGUUUUUGUUGUUGUUUUUAUUUGUGUUGUUGUUGUUAUCUUUUUUGUGGUUGUGCAUUGUUGUUGUUUUUUAUAUCGUAUUUUAAAAAAAAAUUGUAAACAUAUUUGUGGGUGUAUUAAAUUUCAACUUUUUAUUAGAAAACAAUCACAAAUAAUUAUUCAAUAUUCACCACAUUCAUUUAUUUUAUCCAAGAUAUUAUCAGUUAACUGGCCUGAAUUUUCUUGUGGUUUGAUUAUUUUUUUGUGUGGUUUUUUUGCAGAGUUUAAAAACAAGAUGUGUUAUAGAUGUUGUUGUUGUUUUUAUUCGACUUAGACAGGUGUUUAAAAUUAUAUGAUAAGUUUAUUGACGGAUAUGACGCAGGAAUCAUUUUCAGUAGCUGUUGAUGUAAACUUUGGAUUAAGGCUGUAAAUGAAAACUUUAUUAUUUACUUGCUAAAAUAUUUACAAGUGGAAUUAGAAAGGAUACCUUUGUGA
Hydractinia symbiolongicarpus is the source of this 2913-nucleotide messenger RNA. Its product is annotated as kelch-like protein 20. The transcript has 6 exons. The record is from RefSeq and is a predicted model, not a curated record. The coding region runs from base 187 to 1911 and encodes 574 amino acids. Gene Ontology annotation, molecular function: protein binding. Lineage: Eukaryota; Metazoa; Cnidaria; Hydrozoa; Anthoathecata; Hydractiniidae.